Asparagus officinalis (garden asparagus) is the source of this 2004-nucleotide messenger RNA. Its product is annotated as phosphatidylinositol glycan anchor biosynthesis class U protein-like. The record is from RefSeq and is a predicted model, not a curated record. The coding region runs from base 274 to 1686 and encodes 470 amino acids. The transcript has 16 exons. Gene Ontology annotation, cellular component: GPI-anchor transamidase complex; membrane. Gene Ontology annotation, biological process: attachment of GPI anchor to protein; protein localization to cell surface. Lineage: Eukaryota; Viridiplantae; Streptophyta; Magnoliopsida; Asparagales; Asparagaceae.
AGAAAUUGGUUUCAUUUUCUUUGAUUUACCUCUUUUUUUACGCAAACAAACAGCCCCUUCGAUCGCUUCCUUCAAUCGCCAUUGCCGCUGAACAAAACCCUGACAGCUCCUCCAACGGCAAGCAAGUCGCCGCCAAACCGCCGGCGAAGGAUCUCAAGAAGAAGAAAGGCGAGAAAAAAGAGGAAGAUCUGUCGGAUGAGGAUUUGGCUUUGAAGCAGCAGUUGGAGCUGUACGUGGAGCGAGUUCAGGAUUCAGAAGCUUGCUCUUGAGAGUAUGAGGCAAAAAACUCAAGAAAAGAAAAUGGCGAAAAUCCACUGGUACUGGCCGCUGGUGGCCGCAUCGCUAGCGAUCAGGAUCGUCCUCAUCUUCUGCUUCACUGACGACCUCAACCUCGCCUCUGUCCCCGAGGUUACCACUCCUCUCACUAGCCUCCGCCGACUUGCAGAAGGCUACUGGCUGAAGCAGGCUUCAAUGUCGCCUUACUCUGGAUCCAUGUACCAUGGUUCCCCUUUGCUACUGCCGAUUCUUGGGCCAUUGACUGUGAAUAGAGUUGAUGGACUACCCACACAUAUUUUUUACAGUUUGAUAUUUGUGAUUGUAGAUCUUAUUACUGCCAUGCUUAUCCGGGCAACUGGUCGGAGACUUUUAGUUAAAUACUUUCAGAAUAUGCAACUGCUGAAUCUUGAAAAUGCCAAUCAAGGGAAAUUGGACACCGGAGACUUGGCAUCCCUUGUAUUCUUAUGGAAUCCUUUGACGAUAAUCACCUGUGUUGGCUCAUCAACAUCACCAGUUGACAAUUUGAUGGUCGUAUUGGCCAUCUAUGGAGCUUGUUCACGUAUAGUUCCCUUGGCAGCCUUUGGAUGGGUUAUGGCGACACACUUGUCACUUUAUCCUGCAAUCCUGAUUGUACCAGUUAUUCUUCUAUUGGGAUAUGGUUUGGAUGCUCCUCCUCCAAAGUUAUUCCUGCUUAAAAAUUCCAAUGCAGAUGAAAGUGGGACUUCAAAGCAUGUCAACGAACAUAAAGUCACAAGUCAAACUGGGACAGCUCAACUAUUUUCAUGGAAACCAAUCAUUUACUUUGUGUUGUGGACAUCAAUCUGGUCAUGUUAUGUGUUGUUUCUGAGUGUCAUUACUCUUAAAGGAUUCAAUGGGCUGUCUGAAAUGCUUAGAAAAACACAUGGAUUUAUUCUUACAGUCGAAGAUCUAUCACCAAAUAUAGGUCUCUUGUGGUACUUCUUUGCGGAAGUCUUCGACUUUUUCAGGAGUUUCUUUCUGAUAGUUUUCCAUUUAAAUAUACUCUUCAUGAUUUUGCCAUUGGUCAUACGCUUGAAUCAUCGACCAUGCUUUCUAGCCUUUGUGUUUAUGGCACUCGCUUCAAUGCUAAAAUCUUAUCCAUCAGUUGGUGAUUCAGCUCUAUACUUGGGUCUUUUGGGCCUUUUUGCAAAUGAGUUAGCAGAGAUGCGCUUCCCUUUCUUCCUAUUUUGUGGAUAUGUUGGAGUCUCUCUCCUUAGCCCUGUAAUGCACAAUCUAUGGAUUUGGAGGGGAACUGGCAAUGCGAACUUCUACUUUGCCACCGGUCUUGGAUAUGCUUGCUUGCAGACUGUAUUGAUCGUCGAGAGCGUGAGCACCAUGCUGAAUCACGACAGGAAGCUAAGAAAGCAACUAUCACACCACAAGAUACAGUAGUUUCAUGAUCACACUUUCACCGAUCACGUUAAGAUUUCCUCAAGGUACACAUCUGUCCGUACGAGAAAUCCAGAGCUCUGUCCAAUUUCCGUUUCACCGACAUAAUACAUGACAAGGUCGAAAUUUCCACACUAUGGCGCUCUCUAGAGCAGAAAUAGAUCUUCCACGCAAAGAAUCUGGGACUUACACUUUGGUAGUGAGAGGUCUUCCUUUUCUUUUCAUUUCUUUUCCUUUUUAGGUCUAGUGGAUGACCCCUUUUGUAGUCUCUGCAUGCCUUUCUUACUUUUAAUUUAUAACAAGAAGGGAAAAGCUACGUCU